This is a messenger RNA of Fusarium redolens, 1851 nucleotides long. RefSeq names its product fungal-specific transcription factor domain-containing protein. Gene Ontology annotation, molecular function: zinc ion binding; DNA-binding transcription factor activity, RNA polymerase II-specific; transcription cis-regulatory region binding. Gene Ontology annotation, cellular component: nucleus. Gene Ontology annotation, biological process: positive regulation of transcription by RNA polymerase II. Bases 152 to 1816 code for a protein of 554 amino acids. NCBI's taxonomy places the organism in Eukaryota, Fungi, Ascomycota, Sordariomycetes, Hypocreales, Nectriaceae. The transcript is spliced from 3 exons. The record is from RefSeq and is a predicted model, not a curated record.
GUCCCUCCCUUUCAGUCAAGAUCAAUCAAUCAGUCAAUCAAACAGUUAGUUGUUCCGAAGUUUGAAAAGUGCCCUUCUAUGUUCGGGAGCUAGAUCAAUUGUAUAGGUAGAGGAGGUGAGUUCCCUGCUCAUUUCCCGUCGGUGGCCGACAAUGACGGGGCCGGGGAAAGCCGCAUGCUGUUGGACAUGCAAAAUUAGGCACGUCAAAUGCGACGGCGCACCAACCGCUUGUCUCCAAUGUACCAGCAGGGAGAUCCAGUGCCAUGGAUAUGGACCAACGCCAUUGUGGUUGGACGGAGGCCCAAAUGAAAAGCAAGAGAAGCAGCGCAUCAAGCAUGCUGUAAAGAAGAACUUUAGGCAGAAAAAGAGACUUCAGGCACGUCAACCUAGAGGACAUAAUCAGAACACAAAUCAAGAACGAAGCCUAUCAAAUCCUGCUACAGAUGGCAUACAUUUCAGCGGCGUUUCUCAAACAAAUGCCGAUUCAAGGAUCACACCAUCGCCAAUAUUGACUCCUCGAUCCUUGCAAAGCCGGGUCCUCUCGGGACAGUCCUUCGCCGAGCCCCUUCACUACGACGAAGCCAGCCUUCUGAUGCAUUACCUAGAUCAUGUCUUUCCCUAUCAGUACCCUUUUUUUGACAAGGCAAGGUUGUCUCGAGGUUGGCUCCUUUGGCUCCUGAGCAAAAAUGGGCCUCUCUAUCGAGCAUCCAUGGGUCUCGCAGCGUUGCAUCAGCGAUCAUUGCUGGGCGAGACAAACAACCAUCACCUUGAACUUGAGUUUCAUACCAAAGCGGUCAGGCAGCUACAGGACUUUCUUUCAUCCAUCGACAUCAAUGAACUGCGGCCCGAAAACGAGACUCUGGUCGAGAUCAUCACUUGUGGUAUAACUCUUAUUAGCUUUGAGGUCCUUCGAGGAAGUGCGACAAACUGGCAACCGCAUUUAUGCGCCAUGUCCUCCAUCGCAGUAAUGAUGCAUAAUCAGCCUCCGCUUCCGCAAUCAGUAGAUCAGCUUCCUUCCCCUCUCUUUGAAAGCAAAGCUGCCGCAGCUAUGGCCUUCCAACUCCCGGUCCUGCUCUGGGUGGAUUUGCUAGCCUGUGUAGCGACUCGGGAGAAACCAAGACUUCCAUAUGAUGAGUGGCUGGGACCUAACUGUACCUUUCAGCUCGCACAUAUAAUGGGCUGCCACAACUCAGUCAUGAAAGCCAUAGGGGACUUGGCAGUUUUGAGUGAGUGGAAGUUCAAUUCUCUCGUCAGAGGCAGACUUGAUCUUGAGGAAUUCCAGAACAAAAGACAACAGAUCGAAGAUGAACUAGAGAACGUCAUGGAUAUGACCCCUAUGGCCUCAAUGGAAUUUCGGGGAUUGCCUCCUAGUAUUUUAACGAACCAAGCAUCUAGUCAAACGAACUCAGAGCAGCGACCGGAUCAAGAUUGUGUUACUCGCAUAUUUGCUGCCGCGGCAUUGGCUCAGCUCGCGGCUUUGAGCGCUGAAGUCUCAAAGAACAUCUCAUUGACUGUAGUGAGAAGAGGUGUAAGCCGAGUGAUUCUGGAGAUCAAAAUGGCAUCCCAAAUGGUCUCUCCUCGGCAACUGAGCUGGCCUAUAUGCGUUGCUGGCUGCAUAGCUGAUCAAGACCAGCAGCCAUUCUUUGAAGCGUUAUUAAACAGUGUGCUAUCCGAAGGAACUGGCAUGAUAGGGAACUGUGGGACUGUUCGGGAUAUCUUGCGAGCUUGUUGGAGAAACAAGACUGAGCAGCCAAAUGAACAGUGGGACUGUGGUAGUACUAUGAAGCAGUUGGGUAUCUAUGCCCUUUUAAUAUAAAAACAAUAAUAAACAGAAGUAAAUAUUAAAGACCU